Conger conger (European conger) is the source of this 6097-nucleotide messenger RNA. RefSeq names its product cyclin-dependent kinase 13-like. The transcript has 14 exons. Gene Ontology annotation, molecular function: cyclin binding; RNA polymerase II CTD heptapeptide repeat kinase activity; ATP binding. The record is from RefSeq and is a predicted model, not a curated record. Gene Ontology annotation, biological process: protein phosphorylation; positive regulation of transcription elongation by RNA polymerase II; transcription elongation by RNA polymerase II. Lineage: Eukaryota; Metazoa; Chordata; Actinopteri; Anguilliformes; Congridae. Bases 1091 to 5419 code for a protein of 1442 amino acids. Gene Ontology annotation, cellular component: cyclin/CDK positive transcription elongation factor complex; nucleus.
CAUGUUGCGGCACUCACUCGGAAUGUGUUGAUUUUAUACUACUGUAACAUUGGGGCUGUUGUUAGCUUAUUGCUACAAAUUAUGUCAGACUACCUGUAGAAAAAAUAAACGAGGAUUUGUGUCUGAAACACUUGACUGUUUUUCAGUUAUCCUAAAAUUCUUGCUGGAGAAUUGUUUUUUGACUGUGGGAGGAACUUGUUAACCGGUGUCAGGGGUUUCCUUUGGCAGUGACGUAUGAGAACAGCAGCAGGCAGUUUUGUAACAAACAGCAGCUCAGUCAAUCUGAGACGCUAGCCAGCUCGAUUGUUAAUUUUCGGUUACGAAAAUAACAAAGAUACUAUUAAGACGUAGCAGCGUAACUUAACUUUGUAUUGUUCACACGUGGUUUAGGCAAUACACUGUUAGAAUGAUCGAUUCAAAUGGGGAUUUAAAAAAAUCGUAUGACGUUUUAGAGAAUCUGCUCGAGUAGCUAAAGUUGGAAGUGGAUUCGACGGUAGAGCUCCCUACUUCCUUAUCGAAAUGAAAUGGGAUGGCAGCGAACAAAGUUUAUGAACUGAUAGUCCAGUUAUUUACGAUAUGAUUUCCCCACAUGCUGGAGAUUUUACGUUUGGUGUUAGCAAACUAAAUGAAUAAAAUUAUAUUUUCUUAAGGACUACGAGACUUAAUUACUUGUUAACGUUCGAUAUCAAUGUAUUAAAAGUACCGUGGGUUUACAAGCACCCUCGACAAGCUGCUGGUUGUGUAGCAAGGGCUAAUUAAUCUUCAAACUAUCCGCAUCAUGUUUAGUAGCUAAUAUAACCGGAUAGCAAGGCAAUUGUUUUUGUCAAGUUUUCUUUUCAAGGAAAUGGAACGGCGAAAUUGCAGUUAGCUCGUCAACUUGCUAGAUAGCUUUACUAGUUACUGUGAAUAUGAUGGCCCAACCGGCGUAGCUCGCCUUGCUAAAAUGUCUGUUCCGAAAGUAUCAUAGGUAGUUUGCAGGUUUAGAUAGCUAGCUAACGUUUUCCCAAUGUAGUUUUGUAUUGUUUACCUGUGGAUAUAAACAAGAAUACCAAACUAGCCAUCUGGAUACUUGGAUUCGGCAGAUUGAUAAAUGCCGAAGUCGGAAGCGGUUCGAGGAAGGAGCCCUUCAGAGCAGAGAAAUGCCAGACGGGACAUGACAAGUGAACCUGGUAGCGGCGCAUUAUCUCAGGGAGAGAAAUAUCGUGACAAGAGCCGGACGUCGUCCUCUAGGCGAAAGAAACACAAGCAUGGAAGGAAGAGACUGCAGCAAAAUACAUCUGAAGAUUACAACAGUGAACGGAUGAGCGUCUUUGAAAGAGACAGUGAACUUGAAACUUUAGUAGAAUAUGAUGAUGUCAGUUCACAGUCAGAGCGGUUCUCCGAGAGCCCCUCUCCAAACCCCGAUCCGCAUACCCAAAGACUCCAACCACAGCGUCUGGGCGAUAAUGAGUUCCUGGACUGCAGCGGCCCUGCAUCGCCGAGGAGGAGGUCGAGGAAAGAGGGUCACUCCUCGUACCCCAGAAGAGACUUAAGCAGCCGAUCGACCGAAAGGAACCGAAAUGAAAAGGAACGCAAAAGAAAGGACCAUCACAGCCGGGAGAGAGACGAAUCUUGCAAGUCACGGAGAGGUAGCAGCGGCUACAAGCACAAUAGUGACGGCGUGCGGAAUAGCGACAGUAACGGGAAGAAGACAACUCCGGUAACGUCGACCAUGACGUCGCUGGUUAAAAAGGAGUACAAACAGCACAAAAUAAGAAUGAGAUUAGAAAAAGACCAACCAUCGGCAUAUAGAGAUGCCCCAAAAGCUUACAGAGACGAUCGUGAUGAGCACAGGGCCUACAGAAGUAGUCCUGGACUUAAAGAAGAAAGUCCAUGUGGAACUUUUCAUUCGCAUAACUAUGGCCAUCCAUCUCCUGGCGCUAGUUACAACCAACCCACAUCCAGGAGAAGUCCCAGUUAUGGGAACAAGAGACGCUCCCCAAGUCCUGCUUACUACGGCCGAGGUGUUGAGCCGUAUAGCGCUUGUAACAGCUCGAGGUCGCCCGGCUCAUACUCAAUUAAAAAAAGACCGAGGUCUCCUACGAGUCCGUACAACAGCUACGGCCGACAGAGCCCUUACGAACCAGGAGAAAUUACUUCCAGUCCAUACGGUAGUCGAAGGCGAUCAAGAAGUCCGUACCCAAAGUCAUUCAGCCCGAGUCCAAGGCGAGCCGGGAAGUCCAGCAGCCGCAGCCCGUACCCCCCCCGCCGCUCCCGCUCCCGCAGCCGGCCCUCCAGCCUCUCCCCCAGCACGCUGACGCUGAAGAGCAGCCUGGCCGCCGAGCUCAGCAAGCAGAAGAAGGCAAAGGCGGCUAAGGCUGCCGCCGCCGCCCAGGCCAAGUCCUCAAGCAGUGCCUCCACACCCACCAAGGGGUCUUCCUCCGGCAGUGCCCCCCAGCCCUGCCCCGGCGUCAAGAGGGCCCGGCCUCCGUCCCCGUCCCCGCUCAAAAAGGGGCCCCGGACUCCCGCAUCCAGUCGGCCCCAGUCCCCAGUCGACCUGCCUCCCAAGCAGACCACGCCGCUGCCCCUUCCCCUUCCCAGCAAAGAGAACAAGGGGAGGGAUGACUCUGCCUUUCAGAAACUCCGGGACAAGAGGAAACCGUCUGCUCAGACGGGGGGAAAGGAGCAAGUGCGCUCCAUUGACUCACCCAUCCAUACACUGGCCUCCCUGCCCAUACCUCCAGCCCUUCUUGAGCACCUGGAUGGAACUGAUAGCUUGAAGGACUGCCUGAAGUCACGCUCGGGGAAGAGGGGAGAGCACAAGACUCAGCAGCUCCUCAGUGACCUCCCCCUGCCCCCUGAGUUAACCGGUGGCGAGCCAAGCUCUCCUCAAAGCCCACUAGAAGACAAGAAGACCCUAGGGCUCCGUCGUAGGCCCAAGAUAUGUGGACCUCGGUUUGGUGAAUUCAAAGAGAAAGAGAUCGACUGGGGGAAACGCUGCGUCGACAAGUUUGAGAUAAUUGGGAUCACGGGCGAGGGCACCUAUGGGCAGGUGUACAAGGCUAAAGACAAAGACACUGCGGAAAUGGUGGCCUUGAAGAAAGUUCGGCUGGACAACGAGAAGGAAGGCUUCCCGAUCACGGCCAUCCGUGAGAUCAAGAUCUUGAGACAGCUCAACCAUAAGAGCAUCAUCAACAUGAAGGAGAUUGUGACUGACAAGGAGGAUGCCGUUGACUUCAGGAAUGAUAAGGGUGCAUUCUACCUGGUGUUUGAAUACAUGGACCAUGACCUGAUGGGGCUUUUGGAGUCUGGCCUGGCCCAAUUCAAUGAGAGCCACAUCAAGUCAUUCAUGCGGCAACUGCUAGAGGGCCUGGACUACUGCCACAAGAAGAACUUCCUGCAUAGAGACAUCAAGUGCUCCAACAUUCUGCUCAAUAACAAGGGGCAGAUUAAGCUUGCAGAUUUUGGUCUGGCCCGACUCUACAACUCUGAAGAAAGCCGUCCCUACACUAAUAAGGUGAUCACCCUUUGGUACCGACCGCCGGAGCUCCUACUGGGGGAGGAAAGAUACACGCCUGCCAUAGACGUCUGGAGUUGUGGUUGCAUCCUGGGAGAACUGUUUACAAAGAAGCCUAUCUUUCAAGCCAACCAGGAGCUUGCCCAGUUAGAGCUCAUUAGCCGAAUCUGUGGAAGUCCUUGCCCUGCCGUGUGGCCCGACGUGAUCAAGCUGCCAUACUUCAACACCAUGAAACCAAAGAAGCAGUAUCGAAGACGGUUGCGGGAAGAGUUUGCGUUUUUACCUCCUACAGCCCUGGAUUUGUUUGACAACAUGCUGGCAUUGGACCCUAGCAAGCGCUGCAUGGCUGAGCAAGCUCUCAACAGUGACUUCCUCAGGGAUGUUGACCCGGCCCAGAUGCCAACGCCAGACCUCCCCCUGUGGCAGGACUGUCACGAGCUGUGGAGCAAGAAGAGGCGGCGGCAGAGGCAGGCCGCAGAAGAACCGGCCGCGCCGAAGGCUCCCCGUAAGGAGCUGGGGCCGGACGACAGUCACAGCAGCACCCCCCAGGGCCUCCCUGCCCCGGGCUUGCCCAAGCCCUCCAGCAACGCAUCCUCCGCACCGCCCGACUCGAAAACCCCCAGCUCGCAGCUGACGCAGGAGCAGCUGACCGUGCUACUCAACCUGCUCCAGUCCAAGAGCUCGGUCAACAUGGCGCAGCUGGCCCAGGUGAUGAACGUCAGGGUGAACCCCGAGACUCUGCAGCAGCUCACCAAGGUCUCGCUGCCCGCCAACGUCCUGGCCGAGCCUCUUCCUCCUCCUCCUCCUCCCCCCCCGGCGGAGGUCCCCCAGCCCGGGGGCGCACCCUGCACCCCUCCCCCGCCCGGGAAGCCGGAGGAGACGGCCUCCACUGUGGCACAGGGUGCCUUCACCGCGCUCCUGGCUCAGCUGCUCAAGGUCCAGCAGAUGCAGAGGAAGGAGUUAGGGGAGGACGGGGACGGGGCCGGUCCCCAGUCGGUUGGGGCGGAAGGGGAAGGAGCCGGUUCCCGUUCAGUUGGGGUGGCGGGGGACGCAGCCACUCCCGCUUCGGUCGGGGCGGGGGACCCAGAGCCUCCCUCAAAGCCUUGGCAGCCCCCGGAGCCCAGCCCCAUAUCACCAGCCUCUGAGGGCGACGCUCCACCCCCCCAGCCUCCCGACGCACUGGAUCCCUCGUGUAUCCUCCCCCCGGACCAAAGACCCCCAGAGCCCCCCGAGCCUCCGCCAUCUGUCUGCGAGGACCUGGACUACCGGCGGGUCGCCGGGGCCGACGGCGGGGGAGGGGCAGGCCGGACGCUGACAGUCGACGGCGAAGGCGGGCUGGGCAGGGACGCGGGACCGGCACCGGAGCCCAAUUACCCGCCUCCCCCGCCCCCUCCGCAGCCCGAGGGGCCUAGCUACACCAACGACUAUGCCAUGGACGGCAGCUUCCACCCGCUUCCCCCUCCCUUCCCCUCCUCGGUUUACCCCACCGAUGGCUUCAGAGCCAGCUACCUGGGCGGGAUGCUUGGGGGGGGACUCCCCUCCCACUCCCUAAGGGAGUUCUUCAGCCACACGCCCCCCCCGGGGUCCUCCUCAUCCUCGGCUCCCCCGCACACCCAGGGCUACCACGAGCCUUACCCGCACAGAGGGGCCCCGGGCUCGGGCCCGGUGUUCAGCGGCGACAAGGACCACCGCUUCGAGUACAAUCACGUCCCCCCGCCACCUGUCGACGGCCACCCGCACCCUGCCGGAGCGCACGGCUACAACCACGCGCCGAGCUGGCAGGACGGCCCGCCCCCUCCUCUGCCCCCCCACCCCUGUCAAGGCUGGGGCUCUCCCUCGCAGCCUGCGGUGCCCCCCUUCCCUCCCGGGUUCAUGCCGCACAUGAACACUGCGCCACUCAGGGGUCGAGGCCUGCCCUUCUGAGGGGGGGUGGCGGUGGGCGGGGGGUGUUUCUGGACAGAAACCAGGAACGACAAGUUUAACUUUCUCAGGCCCUGACUAUGGGGAAAAAAUUGCAGACUUGAUUUGUACUAAUUAAAAAUAUUUUUCCCUGUUUGGGAAUGUUGUACGGUGAACAGUGGAAGAGGGGCUAAUUGGGCGUGGGGGCUUUUCUUGUGCUUGCCCAUUUGUUUUAAUCUGUUCUGCUGCUGUCUUUAAAUUAAAUCUGACCUUUUUGACCUAAAUCUGAGUGCAGUUGCCAUGUCAGGUAAUUGUAUCUGUAUUUGAGCCUCUUCCUUAAUUGCCUGUGGGCAGACUAGUAUUACAGGAUUUUACACUGCUGAAUAUAGUGGUCUAAAUCUGAUUUGGGGUUAAAUUUAUGAGCCAUCUAUAUGCAGAUUUAGAUUUGCCUGCGCUAUUAUUGAUUUGGACCAGGAGAGAUUGGUUGACUGGUUUUCUAUAUAUUUUUUUUAAAGGACUCUUGGUUUCAGAAAAAACUUUACCGAAAGUUACAGAACAGAGUUGUCUUGUGCAUUACUGUUAUAAUUGAAGGCAAGUAAAAAGAAAAAAAAACUUUAAUCCAAAUUCAUGGAGACAGCAAUGUCUUUUUGUACAUUGAAUUUUCUUUCUCGCAAAUGUUUAUUAAAGAAAUAAAAAUUAAAA